AUGCCAUCUGCUGCUGCUGUCCUGUUACUUCGAAUCAGGCCGAUCAAAAUACUCUCAAAGGAAUUUGCUACCAACAAGAAAUAUAAGCCACCCGAAUAUACUACGGAAGCCUACGAUAAAAAUGAGCCAAAAAACAGGUACAAUGACAUUAUUUGUAUCGAUUCAACGCGUGUCGUUCUGAAAGACAGACCGUCGGAUGAUGAUUAUAUUCACGCAAGCUGGAUGACAAUGCCCGACCAAUUUAAGUACAUAUGCACGCAG
Messenger RNA from Ostertagia ostertagi, 261 nucleotides. The record is from the annotation of a GenBank genome assembly. NCBI's taxonomy places the organism in Eukaryota, Metazoa, Nematoda, Chromadorea, Rhabditida, Trichostrongylidae.